Aureobasidium subglaciale EXF-2481 is the source of this 1812-nucleotide messenger RNA. RefSeq lists its product as uncharacterized. The transcript has 2 exons. Lineage: Eukaryota; Fungi; Ascomycota; Dothideomycetes; Dothideales; Saccotheciaceae. The record is from RefSeq and is a predicted model, not a curated record. The coding region runs from base 1 to 1812 and encodes 603 amino acids.
AUGGGUAUUCCACAUUUGACGCACUCGCUAUCGCCUUAUGGCGAUAAGGUGGUACUGCUACAAAAUCCUGCAAAACACGAGAAUGCCAUCAUUGAUGGCCCGAGUCUGGCAUACCAUGUCUUUUAUGUGUGUAUAGCGCGCAGGACGAGCGCGCGAAAUGCCCUAGAAGCUGCUCCCACAUACCAAGAGUUAGGCCAGGCUGCUGUAGACUGGCUCGAGCAGAUUGAGCAAUACGGACUGAAAAUUAAAGCUGUGUUUUUCGAUGGUCUUUUGCCAUUCUCAAAACGAAACACUAGAUUGUCCAGAUUGCAAAGUUAUGCGAACCAGCUUGUUACCUUCAGAGCGCUGAACAAGGAAGACUUGCCAUCACGCAUGGACAAUGCAAAGUCGUCAAAGUCUGAUGUCUUGGGCUCAGUUGUAUCGUCAAAUCGACUCAAGGCCCUUCCUGCCCCGCCUUUCCUGGUUCCUGCCAUCAUUGAAAUGCUGUUCGAGAGUCGGUACAGCUCCCUGGUCUCAGUCAUCCCUGGCGAGGCAGACGCAUAUUGCGCAGAGGCUGCAAGACAAUAUGGUGGUGUCAUCUUCACCAGCGACUCCGACCUUCUUGUGCACGAUCUCGGGGAAUCUGGCAAGGUCAUAUUGUACCGCGACCUCGAGACAAUUCAUCUGCCCAGUCGAGGCAAAUGUCUGAAAAUUCAAGAGUACCAUCCAGCCGCCAUUGCGAAGCGGUUCGAACUUCCAAAUCUGGUCAAACUCGCAUUCUUCAUGUCUCAGGAUCACCACAAGAGUCUUGCUGAAAACAUCAGACUCGCAGCAAAAGACACUCCGAUGUCUGCUGGGUUCAGUGAGUUUGCGGACGAAUAUGGCUCUCUGCCCAAGUUGUCCAAGCUAGCUAUGGCGAGGAGCUCGAAUGAGGCGAGGACACUAAAAGCGCUUGCUGAACUGGAUCCAAGGAUAUCAGAGAUCGUCCACUUGGUCCGCGUCAAGGAGAGCGACGAGGCACCUUCGGAUCUGCACGACUCGAACAAUCUUGACAUGUAUCUCCCAUUCAUCAUAGAUGAUCCUACGAGAACGUCUGCUUGGCGAUCUGGUGUAUCCAUUCGUACUCAGGCGUAUUCGUUGUUGCGUCUAUUGAAUCCGGGUAUCACGAAAAUCACUGAACAGGAGCGCAAGGGCACCCGUGUAGCAGGAACACUCGUUGAUAUUGACUCGACGAAUGAUCACACCAAGCUGCUGGAAGAAUGUUUGAGCUCUCUGCAGCAUGACCUCGAACAACACCCGUCACUAAGCAGAGCUGCGAAAUGGCGCGCCGUGGCAGCCAAGCUUGUCUGUCAGUCGAAUCUUGACAACGACAAACCUCCGCCACUCAGUAACGAUCUGAACAGACUUGUUGCAGGCUCGCGACAAGGAGUGCUUUCUUGGUCAUUCAUCCACGUGAGUGGUCAGAUCCAAGCAUCUCUAUACUCCUUGAGAAUGUUAUUGCAGAUCUCAACUGUGAUACACAGCUUACUCGAAGGCACUGGUCAAGACGCAUACGCUUCACUGCAAAGUCUCAUUACCUUACUGCAAGACCUACCAAGUCUACGAGAACUGUUUGAUCAGGAGACAGACACGACUGAAGGUGAGAUCGAAGCUGCCAAAACGGCUGUUUCGAGUAUAUUGCAAAGUCUAGGUAUCACACAAGAUACGGCAGAAUCUUCAACAAAGAGGAAAAAGAAGCGAAAGAAGAAGGGCGAGCACACAGGUGAUCGUACACCGCCUGGUGUGGCAUGGAGGUCCAACAACAUGUUCAGCAAUCUUGCACAUAGAGACUAG